Messenger RNA from Trichomonas vaginalis G3, 660 nucleotides. RefSeq lists its product as uncharacterized. Lineage: Eukaryota; Parabasalia; Trichomonadida; Trichomonadidae. The transcript has a single exon. Bases 1 to 660 code for a protein of 219 amino acids. The record is from RefSeq and is a predicted model, not a curated record.
AUGAUUAAACAACAGCAACUUAAGGCGCAAAGCACCCAGGUCCUUCAGACCAUUACAUACGCCAUAUAUGCAUAUAAUUCAAAGACGGCAGAACAAACGCAAAGGUUGAAAUAUGGAGAUUUAGAGAUAGUAUUGAAAAAUGACCGUUUCGAAUUCGUUUGCAAAGGUGGUGCAGUGAUAUCAAAUAUAAAAGAAAUUUUAUUUAUGAAUUCAAAAAUUAAAGGAAUAACGGAUGAUAUAACAUCAAUUCCACCAGAAGAACAGAGAUAUUACACAUUAAAUGCAUUUCCUAAAGUUUUGAAGAUUGGAAGAUUUAAUUUAAAUGAGGAAUUCAUAGAAGGUUUCCUAAACGACAUAAUGAAGAAGGUGGAUAAGGAAUAUGUGGAUAGUGAAUUAAAUAAGAAGGCAAAUUUGGUUUAUGUUGAUGAAAAAGAUAAUGAAAUUAAAGAAAAGGUUGAAUGGUAUCAUGAAUGGACAUCGGAGACUUUUAAAGUUAAAGCUGAUACAGGGUGGGUUUCAGGAUGUUUAGACCUUAAAGCAGAUAAACUUAUGUUGAUGAAAAAGAUAAUGAAAUUAAAGAAAAGGUUGAAUGGUAUCAUGAAUGGACAUCGGAGACUUUUAAAGUUAAAGCUGAUACAGGGUGGGUUUCAGGAUGUUUAG